Molecule: messenger RNA, 1669 nt
Organism: Helianthus annuus (common sunflower)
Lineage: Eukaryota; Viridiplantae; Streptophyta; Magnoliopsida; Asterales; Asteraceae
Product: protein FAR1-RELATED SEQUENCE 5-like
Exons: 4
Coding region: 233-1552 (439 amino acids)
Biological process (GO): regulation of DNA-templated transcription
Molecular function (GO): zinc ion binding
Source: RefSeq, a predicted model, not a curated record
UGAUAGUGUUGGUGCUGAUAAAAAGUUAAAUGACCGAAGGAGGAGACCUUCUAAACGUACCGGAUGUAAGGCACACAUCCGUUUGUCUUUAACUCCAAAAAAUACUUAUAGAGUUUCUCAUGUAUUUGAGGAGCAUAAUCAUUCUUUUGUUGAUGAAGAGGAUUAUCAUCUUUUAGCUUCGUCUAGAAAGUUGACAUUCACUGAAGAGCAACUGCUUUCUGAUUUUUCUGAGAUGAAUAUUGGUCCAGUUAGGGCAUUCAACCUUAUGAGAAAGAUUCGUGGUGGAUUUGAUAAGGUUGGAGUGACGUCUACUGAUUGUAAAAAUUUUAAAAGAGAUAUUAAUUUGUUCAUUGGAGAGUUUGAUGUGGAUAUGGCUGUCCAACGUCUUAUGAAGAAGAAGCUGUAUUUGCCGAAUUUUUCUUGUGAAUUUUAUUGUGAUGAAAAAGGUGCUCUUGCUGGAUUAUUUUGGGCUGAUGAAGAAAUGAAACUGAAUUAUGAGGUCUUUGGGGAUGUUAUGUCUUUUGAUGCUACGUUCCGUACGAACAGGUAUGACUUGGUAUUUGUUCCGUUCACUGGAAUCGAUAAUCAUCAUCACAAUGUCACGUUUGCUGGUUCUUUGUUAGCAUCUGAAACUGCUGAAUCAUAUAAAUGGCUUCUUCAAAGUUUUUUGAAGGCUUUUGGUGUUGCACCUAAGGUGGUUGUGACUGAUCAGGACGCUGCAAUGAAAAUUGCCAUCCGAGAUGUUUUCCCAGAUACCAGACAUCGUUUGUGUAUGUGGCAUAUAAUGAUCAAAGUUUCUGAAAAGGUUGGUACUGAGCUAUCACAAGAUGAGGUUUUUAAAGAAGAUAUAUGUGAUGUUGUAUGGACUGAUGCUCUUGAACCAGCACAGUUUGAGACACAAUGGUGUGAUUUAAUGAUUAAGUACAACCUUACUAGUAACAGCUGGCUGUCUGAUAUGUACAACCUCAGAUCAGAUUGGAUUCCUGCAUACUAUCGUCAUGAACAUAUGUCCGGUCUUAUGCGUACAACAUCUAGGUCUGAGAGUGAAAAUCAUUUUUUUGGUCAAUUAACCAACACAAAAUUGUCAUUAGUUGAGUUUUUGAGCCAUUUUGAUACUGCAAUGGAAUCUCAGAGGUUUAAGCGCAGCAAACGUGAUCAUGAUACCAGAUACACACAACCUCGCAUGAAAACCAAUUAUGAAUUGGAACUGGAAGCUGCAAAGAUUUAUACUCGGGGGAUAUUUUUUGAUGUUCAAGAAGAAAUUCGACUUGCUUGCAAGAAUUGUAUGUGCAGGCGUGAAGAAGAAGUUGGUGAUUCAAUUAAGUUUUAUAUUCUACAGGUCAAUCUUCCUGGCCUUCAUGAGGUUCUUUUUACUCCUAAGGAUAUGGUAAUUAAAUGCAGCUGCAACCGAUAUGAGCAGUAUGGUUUGCUAUGUAGGCAUGCCUUUUGUGUUCUUCGUCUUUGUGGUAUAAAGGAGUUCCCUAAAAAAAUAUGUUAUGAGGCGUUGGACAAGAGAUGUUGUUCCAAAAAAGACAAAAGUUUUGAGUUUUGAUCAAAAUGCUGCUGGUAAUCAAGUUGAACGUGCUUCCAGCAUUGUGCGUGAGAUAAUGACUGCAACUGAACAUAUUGUUAACCGUCUUGUUACAAAUAUUGACCUGUUAUCGUUGUA